UCCCCGCCGGGCACUCGCCAGCCCCGAGGGGUCCCCGCGCCUCCCGCGGCCGCUCCGGGGGCGCCGCUCCGAGAUGUCCCCGCCCGGGGGUCGCCGCUGUCCCCCGGCGCUGCUGGCGCUGCUGCUGGGCCUGGCUGGGAGCCGAGGAUCCCGGGAAUGCCAAACCCGAGCGGUGACCGCGGGAGGAUCGCUGUGUCUGGUGCCGGAGGAACCCCCGUGGGAGUGGACACAGGUCAAAUGGGUAGUGGAAAUUGAUUCAUCAACGCAGCAGAAGAUCCUGAGGGCCACCAAGGAUGGAGUUUUCUUCUAUCCCAGAGAUCCCCUCAAUGGGAGAGGGAAAUUCCAGCGGGAAAACCUCUCCCUGUGCAUCUCCCCGGCUCACAGAGCAGAUAACGGGGUCUAUAAGGCCGAGUUCGAGAAUUUCUCAGGGUUUUUCUCUCAGUGCUUCCGAGUGUCCGUGUGGGAGCCCAUCGCGCAGCCGGAGCUGAGAUCCCAAAUCCUGCAGCGGGAUCGGGGCUGGUGCCGCCUGGCCCUGCUCUGCUCCAGCCCCGGGAACGUCUCCUACAGCUGGGCCUGUGCCGGGGCUGCGCCGGGGGAGAUCCCGGGGGAGAUCCCGGGGGAGAUCCCGGGGGAGAUCCCGGAGGAGGUCCCGGGGGAGAUCCCGGGGGAGAUCCCAGGAGAGGUCCCGGGGGAGAUCCCGGGGGAGAUCCCGGGGGAGAUCCCGGAGGAGGUCCCGGGGGAGAUCCCGGGGGAGAUCCCAGGAGAGGUCCCGGGGGAGAUCCCGGGGGAGAUCCCGGGGGAGAUCCCGGGGAUCCCCUCCCGCCUGAUCCGGAGGCUCCCCGAGGGCGCGGAACCCCAAAUCUGCCUCUGCAACGUCAGCAGCCCCGCGGGGUGGAGCGCGGCCCGCGCCCAGCUCACCUGCCCAGGAAUUCCAGGGAAUUUCAGCCACUGGAGACCACUGGCCGUGGCCGUUGCCGAGGGCCUGAUCCUGCUCCUCGUGGGCAGCUGCUGCUGGUGGAGGGAGAGGAGGAAGAAUUCCCGGGAAGGAUAACGGGGGUUACAGGCGCCUGGGUUUCCCAAAUCCUGCCGGCCACCAGCGCCCCUAAAACCCCGGAAUUCCCAUCCCUGUGGAAUUCUUCUCCUGGAAACUCCAGCGGCCACUGGGAUCCCACCCCAUGGAAUAGAAAUAUCCAGAAAUCCGCGGCUUUUCGCCCAAGAUUCACCCCCCAGCUGUGCCUCGGAGCGAAGAUUUGGGGAUGGGAAACUCCGGAAGGGAUUUGGGAUUGGACAGGCGGGAUGGGCGGGGAGUGGGAAUUUUGUGGGGUUUUUAGGGCUUGGAAGUUUGGGAAUCCUUUUUUAUUUUCUUUUCCUUGGUGCAAAUA
Messenger RNA from Vidua chalybeata, 1382 nucleotides. RefSeq lists its product as uncharacterized. NCBI's taxonomy places the organism in Eukaryota, Metazoa, Chordata, Aves, Passeriformes, Viduidae. The transcript is spliced from 5 exons. Gene Ontology annotation, cellular component: external side of plasma membrane. The record is from RefSeq and is a predicted model, not a curated record. Gene Ontology annotation, biological process: natural killer cell activation involved in immune response. The coding region runs from base 74 to 1051 and encodes 325 amino acids. Gene Ontology annotation, molecular function: MHC class I protein binding.